AUGAGGGCCUCGAUCCUCGCCGCGCUCCUGGCCGCGUGCCUUGCUCACGUCGCCAUUUCCGUCUCCGCGGCGCCCCGGCGCUCGCUCGCCGUCGUCGACCCCUUCUCCUCCGACCCGCUCCAGGACCCGGGCAUGUGCUGGGAGUCGAUCCGGGCGCUGUGCUCGUGCAAGCACAACCUGCUCGAGUCCUUCCUCACCGGGCGCCCCGUGCCGCUCCACUGCUGCGAGGCGGCCGGCGAAAUCGACAUCUUCUGCGACCUCUUCACCAGCGGCCUCGUCGGCGCGCUCAUCCCGCGCGGACUAAGGAAGCAGUGCGACGCGACCCUCCGCGACCACAUCGGCGGUGGCGGUGCACGCGCACCGCCUGCGCCAGAGGAGUCCACGACCACGAGCGUGCGCUUCCCUCCACCACGCGCAUCCACGGUUUCCGGUGGUGGUAGUGCACGCGCACCGCCAGAGGAGUCCACGAGCGUGCGCUUCUCUCCACCGCCUGCAUCCACGGUUUCCGGUGGUGGUAGUGCACGCGCAUCGCCUGCGCCAAAGGAGUCCACGAGCGUGCGCUUCCCUCCACCGCGCUCAUCAACAGUUUCCGGUGGUGGCGCACGCUCGCCACCAGCGCCGGAGGCGUACACGAGCGUCGGGUUCCCUCCACCCCGUACAGCCAGGGUGUCCGGUGGUGAUACACGCACGCCGUCGUCGCCAGACGCCUACGCGAGCGUGAGCUCUCCUCCACCGCGCACAACCAGAGUUUCCGGUGGUGGCGCACGCGCGCCGCCAACGCCAGAGGCGCACAUCACUGUCAGCAGCUCCCCUUCACCACGCGCAGCCAGAGUUUCUGGUGGUGGUGCACGCGCGCCGACAACACCAGAGGCGCGCACCAGUGUCAGCUCCCCUCCACCGCGCGCACAUAGAGUUUCCGGUGGUGGUGCACUCGCGCCGGCGCGCAGCAGUGCCAGCGUCUCUCCACCGAGCGCAACCAGAGCUUCCGGUGGCGGUGCACGCCUGUCGCCAACGCCAAAGGUGAACACGACUGCCAGCUUCCCUCCACCGCCCGCAACCAGAGUUUCCGGUGGUGGUGCACGCGGGCCGGCAACGCCAGAGGCGCACGCCAGUGUCAGCUCACCUCCACCGCGCGCAAAUAGAGCGUCGAGCGGCAGGACUACUCCACCGCCACCGGACGUGAUCACGGGGUUUUACUUUCCACCGCCAAUCCCAGGGACAGAAUACCAUGGAGCACACGCUGCGUCCCCGGGGGCGUCCACGGGUGGGUGCAGUCCCCCGCUCCCCCCUGCACCGAAGGUUUCUACCAGUACCGGGAGUACCCACGCGCCCGUGGUUGCUGGCACCCAUGAUCCUGUGGUGCAUGGAGUCCCGGCCGCGCCUGGGCAUGGAGGUGCCGGCGCGGGUGGCACCGGAGCGCCUGCAUCGAAGGGUGCCACAGCGCCACCCGGAGAUGCGCGGCCGGCGAGCCCGAGCUCGGACAGUUUGGGCUAUGGCACGCCACCCUAG
This is a messenger RNA of Lolium perenne, 1509 nucleotides long. The record is from RefSeq and is a predicted model, not a curated record. NCBI's taxonomy places the organism in Eukaryota, Viridiplantae, Streptophyta, Magnoliopsida, Poales, Poaceae.